Penicillium alfredii is the source of this 804-nucleotide messenger RNA. Its product is annotated as ER membrane complex subunit EMC3. Bases 1 to 804 code for a protein of 267 amino acids. Lineage: Eukaryota; Fungi; Ascomycota; Eurotiomycetes; Eurotiales; Aspergillaceae. Gene Ontology annotation, biological process: protein folding in endoplasmic reticulum. The transcript is spliced from 5 exons. The record is from RefSeq and is a predicted model, not a curated record. Gene Ontology annotation, cellular component: membrane; EMC complex.
AUGGCAGUUCAAGGGGUCGAGCAGACCAUCCUUCGGGAUCCGGCUCUGUUCUACUGGAUUCUUUUCCCGAUUUCGGUUGUCAUGAUCCUGACAGGAAUCCUGCGCCAUUACGCCACGGUCCUGAUGAAUUCCCCCCCCAAAUCCGCCUCGACUCUCGCUGAGUCGCGCGAACGGCUUGCCCUCCUCCGUGUCGUCAAUCUCCGCAACCAUGCCUCGGCCGUGCUCAACCGCGAGUCCUUCGAGAUGCGUAAGAACUACAUGGUGUCGGGCUGCCGGAACGGCGCAUUUUUGAAGGACCCUAACAAGCGCGGCCAGCCGCCGGCGAAUCCCAUGACGGAUCCCGCGGGCAUGGAGGCGAUGACGGGGAUGCUGAAGGGGAAUAUGAUGAUGAUGAUCCCGCAGACCUUGAUCAUGAGCUGGAUCAAUGCCUUCUUUUCUGGCUUUGUGAUUCUGAAAUUGCCUUUCCCUCUCACUAUCCGCUUCAAGUCCAUGCUGCAGUCCGGUGUCAUGACCCGUGACCUCGAUGUCAGAUGGGUGUCGAGUCUGUCGUGGUAUUUCCUGAACUUGUUUGGGCUGCAGUCUGUUUUCGGUUUUAUUCUCGGUAGUGACAACGCUGCCAACCAAAUGGCUCAGCAGAUGGGUAUGGCCAACCCGGCUGCCAUGGCGAACCCGCUGCAGCCUGGUCAGGACCCCGACAAGCUGUACCAGAACGAAGCAGAGAACUUGGAGGUCAUGGAGCACUUCUGCAUACUGGACGGAGUGGAAGAUAGAAUCCUGCGGAACUUUGCUCCGCAAUCGAUUUGA